AUGACAACAACAGCUCCCGAAACCCAGCGCCGCUCCAACUGGGUCACUUCCUACGAUAACGUUUACUACCGCCCGCGCCUCAGCAAGAAACCUUCUUCGCUGUCGGUUGCACGCUUCCCGGCGCCGUUGAUCGGUCCCCGGCGGUCUCGUCCCCAGGCCAUCCACAUUAUUAGCUAUCCCUCGGGCUACGUGCCUCGAGAGUUGCGACCAGGAAAUCGGCCUGACACUCCCCCGCCGCCUCCAGCGCCUCGGCGUGCGCCAUCACUACAGCCCUCACCAAGCAACUCUUUCAACGACGCCGUCCAGGAUUGUCCUAUCGGCAGCAGUGUCAACACAAAAAAGAGGAGGAGCUUCAAGUCUCGUGCAGCAGUGCGUCGCAGGGAUAAGCUUUUGAGUUCACUGUCUCUAGCAGGCCCCUCUGAAGCGAUUGACCCUGCGUAUUCAAAUUCUUGUGCCACUUCGGGUCGUAUAAGAGCCGAGCCAGCAUUUUCUGCUGAUCGCACGACUCGGGAAAGCGCCGACGGGACUCGUGCUCUCACUGCCACUUCCACUGCCACUUCCACUGCCACUUCCACCGCAACUGCCAAUACUGGACGCGCAAUUGCCCCGUCUUGCCACAUGAAUAUGAAUAUGGCCUCUAACACCAACCGAAGCAGCUUCAUGUCUGUACGAUCUUCAAAAUCUGCCGUCACCUCUGUCGUCGCCGAGGUCCCGAAACCCGUCGCUUCCGGCAGUGGCGUGUCAUGCUCAAUUCUCCUCGCCGAACAAAACAUUUUCCUCUCGGGUUUCGACCAUGACGGCCACGGCCAUCGCGACUCCCAAGGCGGCACUGCUCUGCUGCGAGGCAGACUUCAAUUGCGCGUUACAAAGAACGUCAAGAUCAAGGCCGUUCAGCUCAAGCUUCUCGGUCGCGCCCGCACGGAAUGGCCAGAGGGCAUCCCGCCACUAAAGCAGGACGUCUACGAGGAGGAGAGUCUGCGCACUCAGGUCCUCACAUUUUUCAAUGCCAUGAAUGACGGCUGGGAAUCCGACUAUGGCAACCAAUGCACCUACAAGCUCAAGAACGCAUCGCCCAACGGCAGCUCGACGAACCUGGCCCGACCUAGCCCUUCGAGCUCGCUUUCGCCACAUCGCAAUAACCUGACAGCCAAGGAGAUGAAGCGCCUAUCGCUGCAGAGCGUUCAAUCGCGAAGCUUUAACAAGGGCGACAGCCCAAUCGCCUCGGCUACUCAGGUCAAGGGCUACAAGGUCUUUUACCCCGGUGUUUACGACUACUCGUUUGAACUCCCCAUCGAUCACCACCAGCUAGAAACGACCAAGCUGCAAUAUGGAUCUGUCAAGUGGGAACUUCAAGCCACCGUUGACCGAGCCGGCGCCUUUAAACCUAACCUCCACGGCACCAAGGAGGUUUCGAUUGUUCGAGUACCCGAUCAACUCUCUCUUGAGAUGUCAGAGCCCAUCUCUAUCAGCCGACAAUGGGAAGAUCAGCUCCACUACGACAUUGUCAUUUCGGGCAAGAGUUUCCCAAUUGGCAGCAAAAUCCCCAUCGCCUUUAAGCUUACGCCUCUGGCCAAGGUUCAGGUGCACAAGCUCAAGGUGUAUGUGACGGAGUCAAUUGAGUACUGGACUAGUGAUAAGCGCGUCACUCGAAAGGACCCGGGCCGCAAGAUUCUUCUCCUUGAGAAGUCUGCUGGCAAGCCCCUCGAGUCAUCUUAUGCUUCCUCCGAGAUCCGAACGCUUCGUGGCGGUGAACUCACUCCCGAGCAGAGACGACAGGCCCGCGAGGCGGCCGCCCGAAGACGAACACUGGAUGCCGCUCGACGACAGACUACCGCUGCGCCACUCCCCGAACCCACGGCUAACCUCCUUGGUGAUAUCGAUCUGGGACUGGAGACUUUCUGGGGUUCAACUGAGAUCGAGGCCAAUGUCCAGAUCCCAACUUGCGAGAUGAUGGCAAAGAACAAGGAACUGCGACUUCAUCCUGACUGCAGCUGGAAGAAUGUCAAUGUCUUCCACUGGAUCAAGGUUGUGAUGCGCAUCAGCCGCCUCGACCCUGAGGAUCCUACUGGCACAAAGCGCCGGCACUUUGAGAUCAGCAUUGACUCACCCUUCACGGUGCUCAACUGCCGAGCUACCCAUGCCAACACGAACCUCCCAGCCUACUCAGGACCGAACUGCAAUGGCGCGACGUAUCAGUCCACUUGCGGGUGUCCCGACGCCUUCACCAUGCCGACAGAUGCUUCGCCUAACUCGUCUACGGGCACGCUUCCCGGAGUCAAUGCUAGCAGCGAAAACCUUCCUGCACCACCACAGGCGGCUCAUUUGGCCAAUGCGAUUGGUGGUCAGCAAGAACCUCGGCCAAUCCAUCUCCUCCGAGUUCCAAGCUUCAACCCUCCCGCUUUCGAGGACGAUGUCGCACCACCCCCCGCAGCCGAACUUGUCUCGGAGCACCCAGAACCGACUAUGACGCCUCCCCCUCAGUAUGAUGUUGUGGUUGGAACCCCUAGCGUCGAUGGUAUGGCCGAUUACUUUGCCAGACUGGCUGAUGCUGGCUAUGACGGACCCGAGGAUGAUUCUGAGUCGGAUCCUGACGACUCACCCCCACGGAUCCUUGACCGCACCGGGCGCGUCAAUGUGGCCAACCCCCGUACCCCGGGAGGUAGGAGAAUGCCAAGUCGCAGCCUGGAGAUUUCUAGGCCACCAAUCAAUCUCGAUAUGGCAGCUCUCCGCAACCGAGCUGGACGGGCAGUGUGAAGAGCGCUGGCCGCCUGCGUUUGGAUAUGAUAUGGAGAGCUGUGCGAUGUGGCAAAAGCACACAGCCAGUCUGCGUGUGUGUCACCGCUACUACACCAUAACAUACACUGACGUUCACGUUUACGAUAUUUACGUCUCUAAUUCUUUUUUCUUUUCUUUGUCAAGUGUUGUAUCAUCAAGCAUCGGUUGGGAUGUGAUGAAUGUAUGGGUCAACUGGUUUGGCGGCGUUUACAAAAGACGGACGGACGGUUGGCAAGCAAGUCAUUUACCAGAGAUUCCACGGAAAGCAUAUACCUGAAUGAAUGAUUGGAGGGGAAUGGAAUGGAAUGGAACGGACAGGGUCAUGAUGCAUUCAAAGAGGCACCCACGUAUCGAUACCACAUCGUCUCCUAUAUUACACUAUUAUAUAUUGUCGUCCGAUGAG
Fusarium vanettenii 77-13-4 is the source of this 3178-nucleotide messenger RNA. RefSeq lists its product as uncharacterized. Bases 1 to 2754 code for a protein of 917 amino acids. Gene Ontology annotation, molecular function: ubiquitin protein ligase binding; protein-macromolecule adaptor activity. The record is from RefSeq and is a predicted model, not a curated record. Lineage: Eukaryota; Fungi; Ascomycota; Sordariomycetes; Hypocreales; Nectriaceae. Gene Ontology annotation, biological process: ubiquitin-dependent endocytosis. The transcript has 3 exons. Gene Ontology annotation, cellular component: cytoplasm; cytosol.